CAUUGAUGACGCAGACGCGCACUGUGGACCAAACCUCACUCGCUGCAACACUUCUGUCUGACCACCUCCGAGGCAAAGCUCACCAUGAAGCUAUUUUUGGCACUGGCGGCUUUCAUUGUGCCACUUGUCAGAGCUCAGGUGCCUCAUUGGGGUCCGUGUCCAGAACCGGAUGUUCAACCCGCUUUCAACCUCAAACAGUUCAUGGGGAGGUGGUUCGAAAUCGCCAGACUGCCGACGCAGUUCGAAAGGGGCCGCUGCAUCGAGACCAACUUCACUUUCAAGGUGGACAAAUCCAUCCGAGUGGUCAGCUCGGAAAUACUGAAAGGAGAGCUAAGGAAAAUUGAAGGAACAGGUGUCAUCGAGGAUCAGAAGAAUCCAGCCAAGCUGGGAAUAAGCUACUCCUAUGUGCUGCCAUUUUCCCCCUACUGGAUUCUGUCCACCGACUACGUGAACACAGCCCUGGUGUACUCCUGCACGGACGUCCUGCGUCUCUUCCAUCUGGACUUCGCCUGGAUCUUCAGCCGCACGCGCACCCUGCCGCAGUCGACCAUUGACAGCGCCAAGGAGACCUUCGCCAACAACAACAUCGACGUGACGCGCAUGAUCGACACCAAGCAGCAGGCCUGCGACAAAGAAGCGCCGUGGAGUGACGAUCAGCUAUUAUAAUACAUUUUGUUUGAACUGCACUUUAAGUUAACAGUUAAAAUUGUCUAAAAAUAUAUAUAGUACAGUACAAGUAUACUACUGUAUGACAGAAUAUAGCCACAUGCUUCUACUGAAUCACUGCUUCUACACAAACAAUAAUUAUAAAAAAAAAACCUACACCAUCAAAUUAUGCUAGAAAUAAAAAUAAAGUGAUAGUUUUAGAAGGUUGCUGCGAUACAAUACACUGUAUAAGUUAUUUUGUUAUCUGUCACAUGCCUAGAGCCUAAACUGGAGACACAAAGCUGGCAAUUAGAAUGAAUAAACCUUUUAAAUGCAAUUCAUGUGAGAGCUCUUGUUAGUUUUCACUAUGCAUCAUUGUGAAGCUUUGGCUAGUCACAGAAUAAUAACAUCGAAAUAAAAUACACGAAU
Messenger RNA from Phycodurus eques (leafy seadragon), 1074 nucleotides. RefSeq names its product apolipoprotein D-like. The record is from RefSeq and is a predicted model, not a curated record. Gene Ontology annotation, molecular function: lipid binding. Lineage: Eukaryota; Metazoa; Chordata; Actinopteri; Syngnathiformes; Syngnathidae. Gene Ontology annotation, biological process: lipid transport; brain development; tissue regeneration. Bases 85 to 666 code for a protein of 193 amino acids. The transcript is spliced from 5 exons.